AUGAUUACCUCGAACAUCGAUACACUGAUUCAGGGCAUGGUUGAGCCAGCAUACGAACCCAUCUAUACCUAUCAAACAACUAGAGCAGCUGCGAACGGUAAUCAGGCUACUGUUCGUCUUGUUGCUCUGCUUUUCUCUGUUGCCGUCUCUUCAGUCGUCUUGCUUUCGCUGAGGGACUACGUUCACUGGUUGCAAGUUCGACCUCUCUCGCACGCCAUCUCUACACCUUCUGCAACGCAAAAGGCGCCCAAUAUGUCAACAUAUCCCACCCUGGACGACUUCCUAGUGCAAGCAAAGCAAAAUGCAAUCACUCACCUCAAAGCCGGCUCUAGCUCGCAAGGCAAAGUCACGCUGAUCAUGGGCAACGAAGCCGGCGAUCUCGAUUCGGCCUCGUGUGCUAUCGCUCUUUCUUACCUUCUGACUCGAUUCGGCUCACCUCCUGGAUACCAGCUUUCACCUUCCAACUACGUCCCAUUGAUCCAGAGUAUGCACGCUGACAAAGUCUUGCGAGCGGAAAACACAGCUGCCUACCAUGCAUCCGGUGUCAACCCCAACAAGGUUCUCUUUCUCGACGAUCUCCAGCAAUACUUGGGCUUACAGUUGGAUUCCGAAUCGUUCUCACCCUCGUCCAACGUCGCACUUGGUCUGGUCGACCACGCUUCGUUGACAGGACCAUGGGGCGGGGCAAAAGCACAGAACAGACAGGUCGAAAUCAUACUAGACCAUCACCAAGAUACUGGCGCUCACCCCAACGCAGCGCUAAGGAUCGUAAAGUCACCAAGUAAAGAAGCAGUGGGAAGCUGUAGUAGUAUCGUUGCUCAACUCUUUGCUGAGUCCUUCGCAAAGGCACCAAGUAACGAUGUGGCUUUGCGACAAGUUUCGGAUCUCUUACUCAGUGCGAUUGUGAUUGAUACGGACAACUUGAAGGGCGCACCGAGGGGUAAAGCAACAAAAACCGACUUUGAAGCGGUAAAGAUUCUCUUGCCUACCUCGUCGUUUGGCAAGCCAAGCACUUCGGAAGAGAUCAAAGAAACUGCAUUCUCCUUUUCCCCCCUUAAAGCAAGCCAAAGGCAAGAUGCGGCAGUGGAAGCAAUCGAAGCCAUCAACCCGUCCGGAUCCGAAGAAACGGAUUCAGCCAGAGAAAGCGCAAAAACCAUCCUGGCGCCAUAUUGGACCAUCCUCAUGCGUUCCAAGUUGGCCGUCUCACAUCUUUCCGGACGAGACUUGCUCCGACGUGAUUACAAACAAGUUGACUUGUCCGCCCACGAUUCUUCCAACAGGGACAUCUCUCUCAAACUCGGCUUUGCUUCAGUGCCCAUCUCACUGGUCGAAUGGCUACACAAGGACCGACGCUACGCUCGAAUCUCGGACGCGCCGCAUGCGAAACAAGAAGUGCAAGAGGCAUGGAGUGCAUGGUGGAAAACUCUCGACUUGUUCAUGACGGAACGCAAACUCGAUAUUGCAGUUAUGACCGGCAGCUUUCGUGUCCCAGAGGGCCAAGUUGAUGCAGGAAAGCACAAACGUGAACUAGUACUAGCUUUCGCCCCGAGGGGGAUGGGGCAAAGUCAAGCGGAAAAAUUGUGGCAAGAACUGACAAGAGGCUUGGAGAACGAUGCGCACGUAGAAAAAGAUGAUGUAGAUAGCAGGUUGAUGUUGCAAGAGCCGUGGAAGGGGCAGAGGAUGCCAGAGAUGGAGGGUGGGAAGAGGGAGAGGGUGAAGGGGGUCCGAGUUGAUGGCAGGAGGGAAGAGGAUGAGUGGAAGUGGGGGAAAGUGUAUAAACAGGCAAAUGCUAGGGCGAAUAGGAAGAUUGUUUUGCCUGCCGUGACGACGGUUUUGAAGGCGGCGGUUAGGAAGCUUUAG
This is a messenger RNA of Ustilago hordei, 1860 nucleotides long. RefSeq lists its product as uncharacterized. The transcript has a single exon. The record is from RefSeq and is a predicted model, not a curated record. Gene Ontology annotation, molecular function: exopolyphosphatase activity. Gene Ontology annotation, cellular component: cytoplasm. Lineage: Eukaryota; Fungi; Basidiomycota; Ustilaginomycetes; Ustilaginales; Ustilaginaceae. The coding region runs from base 1 to 1860 and encodes 619 amino acids.